AUGGAGCAGAGGUUCGAAUUUGUGCGGGUUGGGCAGACUAGAAUCCCUAUAGGAAGGCCCUCCUGCUCAUUGCGCCCCCCCAUGCGAACCAUGGAUGUGUGCAAUGCCCGCACCCUUGCCAGUUGGCCAGAGGGGCGGUUCCUAGACAGCGAGGAGCGAGGGCGGCUGGCCUCUGGGAAUUUGACAAGGUGCGUUGCAGAGGGGGUGGAUGCGGUGGAUGCACCCAUAAGGGAGGCUGAAGAGGAUGCGCCCAUGGAGGAUUUGGCUGCUGUGGGGGAAGAGGAAGUGACGGACGGGGAUUCAGCUUGCAGCUCGGUGGAUGCCGCCCAUAUAGGGUGGAGCCUCACCGAGUCUGAGAGUGAGAAUGGAUGGGAAGGGGAAUGGGAAGCGGAGAGCGAGGCAGGGUCGGAUUUGGCUGUGCAUGAAGAGGCAAGGGAUGAGGAACCAAGACAGCUUGCUGUUGCGGAUUGGGAACAAGCACUUGAAGUUGUCUCACUUGACACAGAGGCAAGGGACCUACCCACACUGGAGGACUUGUGCCAGUCCUACCCCUACACAUUGGACGACUUUCAGAAGCAGGCCAUUUCUGAACUCCUGGCUAGAAAAUCUUGCCUUGUAUGCGCACCUACAGGUGCUGGUAAGACUGUGAUUGCGGAGGCAGCCGCUGCUUACUUUUUUGCAAAAGGAAACAAGGUUAUCUACACCACCCCUCUGAAGGCACUCAGCAAUCAGAAACUGCAAGAGUUCCGGGAACGUUUUGGCUUCGAUAUGGUGGGGCUGUCUACAGGCGACUGCACCAUCAACCCUGAGGCCCCAUUGAUAGUCAUGACGACUGAGAUAUUGAGGAACAUAAUGUACAACACAAAAUCAACAGCGUCAGGUGGGAUGAACGGACAAGAGAGACUGAAGAACAUUGGAAUGGUUGUCCUUGACGAGGUCCAUUACCUGAAUGAUGAGCAGCGAGGCAGCACAUGGGAAGAGCUCAUCAUAAAUUGCCCAUCGCACAUCCAGAUGUUGUGCAUGUCGGCCACAGUUGCGAAUCCACAGGAGUUGGGGAGUUGGAUAUCCCAGAUCCACGGGGAGUGCACAACAGUAGUGACUUCCAAAAGACCGGUGCCCCUUCGUUGGUACUUUUGCUAUGGCAAUCAGAGGGCCACGUCCAUCAGGCCCUUCUUCAACAAACGGAACACUAAAGUGAGCCCAGCUCUACUGGAGGAGGUGUCUGGGUGGAGAAACCCUUUUGCAUUUAUUCCGCACCUGCACGGCGUUGUGCAGCGGCUCAUCCAGAAAGACUUUCUCCCAGCCAUCAUUUUUGUUUUCAGCCGGCGGGAGUGCGACGAGAAUGUGCUCCUGAUACACGCAAAGGGUCUCAAUCUCACAAGCAAGGCAGAGCAGAAAAUUAUCAGACGCGAGCUGGAGAGUUUAAGAUCUGAGCAGGGGGAAGUGGUUCGGGAACAUCUUGUGAAGGCCCUCGUCGCCGGCAUCGCAUCCCACCAUGCUGGAUGUCUGCCAGGCUGGAAGUCGUUGGUCGAGAGACUAUUCCAACUGGGUGCCAUCAAGCUUGUGUUCGCAACAGAGACACUGGCAGCAGGCAUAAACAUGCCAGCAAGGACAACAGUGAUCACCAAGCUAGCUCGGAAUCGAGGGGGAAUUCAGAUGCUGUUGCACAACGAACUGCUGCAAAUGGCAGGGAGAGCUGGGCGGAGGGGCUAUGAUGAAGUGGGACAGUGUGUCAUUCUGGAGAGUGGGUAUGAGGGUGUCAAGGAGGCCAUGAAAUUGUUUCGUAGUGGUCCUGAGCCCCUGGAGUCUAAGUUUGCAACAGGCUAUUCCCUUGCACUUAACCUGUUGAGCGCGUACCCGUUGGAAGAUGUGCGGCAGUUCCUUGAGAAGAGCUUCCGCAAUUUUCAAACAGGCAUUGGCCUUGAACUGCGAAAGGCACAGGUUUCAGAGCUGAAGGCAAAAGCUUCAGAAUUGGUUCAGGAAACUGAGAGGAUGGCUACACAAGAAGAACAAGCUGUAUUGAAACAGUACAAUCAUUUAAAGGGGAGACAAGAGACUGAACGUGAAGUACUGAGGGCCAUGGUUGCGGAUGCUGUAGAAUCCCGGUCCAAAGAGGUCCAGCAGCGCCUGCUUGGUCUUCAGAUGCCAUGCCCCAUUCUCCUCGACUUGAAUCACAGUGCCACAGGGAAAGGUGCUCUCCAGAAUGCGCUUGCUGUGCAGCUGAGGGGCGAUGCUAUGGGCAACAGCUCUAAGGAGAUGACUGGCGACGCUAUUGGUUUGCAUGUUGUCACUUUGACUGCAGAUAACCAGGUGUAUUGUGUUCCAGUAAGACACGUUGUGGGCAUCAUGGAAGCGAAUUAUGCGCCUCCCACAGAGUGGCAAGAUGUCGUGAGACUUACCCAAGAAGCACAGAUGGAGGAGCAGUUCGAAUAUAUGAGCGGGGGAGUGCAGAGGCUUUCUGGUUCUUUGGAAACUGCACGUGUCGCGAUUAAAAUUCCUCCUGUCUCAGCUAUCAGUCUGGUGCCGUUCGCAGAGGAGCAUGAGCGCGUGCUGGUGGAGCAAAGCAAGAAAACAAAGGAUGUGUCCCGAGCAAUCAACAGGAUUGUCAAGGACCAGUCCAGAAUGAAGAAGGCGUCAGACAAGGUGCGGCGUCGAUUGGGGAGGGCGGAGCGCAUGCUGAAGGCUGCAAAAAAGGCACAAGCGGCGCUUGUGAUGCGACAAUCGCAGAGCUGGCGAGACUUCAAGGGAAUAAUGGAGAUUCUGCACGUUGCAGGGGCGCUCGAGAGAGAUACCUUGAAGAUCCUUCCCUUGGGGCAGGCCGUCAGGGAGUUGUCGGGCGCCCACAACCUGUGGAUGGCAACGGUCCUUACGCACUCAAGCGUGCACCAGCUCAGCCCCAUGCAGCUUGCCGCGCUCAUGGGAGUCCUGGCCGACCCGGAGAUCUCCAGCAAGCCAAAGGCGUCCGCCUCCUUUCCUCCAGAUGAGGCUGUCUGCCAGAUCUUCUGUGACCUCGAGGAGGCCCACGCCCGCCUGUGCGAAGCCCAGAUUAUCCACAGUGUGCCAAACUUGUGCAGCGCCAUGGUUGUCGACGUCCGCCUCUCAGGUCUCGUGCAGGCGUGGGCAGCUGGCUGCAGCUGGCAGGAAGUAACGGGUGGCACAAGCUUGGAUGACGGGGAUGUGGCACGCGUCCUGACGCGCACACUUGACCUCCUGCGGCAGGUCACGCAGCUGAGCGUAUCGCCCAAGAGCCUGAAAAAGACGGCACGCAUCGCAUUCUCUGCUAUGAACAGGAAGCCAAUACGGGAUCUUAUUGUCUAG
This is a messenger RNA of Ostreobium quekettii, 3318 nucleotides long. Lineage: Eukaryota; Viridiplantae; Chlorophyta; Ulvophyceae; Bryopsidales; Ostreobiaceae. The record is from the annotation of a GenBank genome assembly.